Trichomonas vaginalis G3 is the source of this 1245-nucleotide messenger RNA. RefSeq names its product amidinotransferase family. NCBI's taxonomy places the organism in Eukaryota, Parabasalia, Trichomonadida, Trichomonadidae. Bases 1 to 1245 code for a protein of 414 amino acids. Gene Ontology annotation, molecular function: arginine deiminase activity. Gene Ontology annotation, biological process: L-arginine catabolic process. The transcript has a single exon. The record is from RefSeq and is a predicted model, not a curated record.
AUGCUUGCAAGUAUUUCUCGCGCAUCAUCAAGUUUUCGCUUUCCUCUGGUCAAAAGUUUCAACCAGGUCUCUGAGUUUGAUCAUCCAACAGAUAUCAUCACCCAUUGUCCAGGAAUUGAAACAAGAUUUCCUUUUCAUCUUUCUGCUUUCCUUUACGAGCACCCACCGAAUCCCAAAAAGGCUGUAGGAUGCCACAAUGAGUUCAGGAAGCUUCUUCACGAAGCCUGCGGUGCUCGUAUCUGGACAGUUCGUGAAAUUCUCAAAAACAUGGAAACAUCCGAACUCAGAAAAGCCCUGGUAAACUUUACACCCGUUCAUUUCUCUCUUACACCAGGAAUACCUUCAGCAGAUACUCAAACAAAGCUCAAACAAGAAUAUCUCGAUUUCUCUCUCUCAAAGCUUUCCAAAGAUCAUCUUAUUGAUCUUAUUUUCCUCCAUCCAACGCUCAUAAUCGAUGUCAACGACAAAUCAUCCACAGGUUUCCACUACGACAAGAUCCCACUUUCUCCUCUUGCUAAUACCGUUUUUACUCGCGAUCAGCAGAUCACCACGGCUAAGGGCGUUGUCAUUGGCCGCUUUGGUGCUGCCCAGCGUCGCGAUGAAAACGAUCUUAUGUCAAUUGUUUGGCCACAGAUCGGCGUCAAUCCAGUUGGCCGCAUCGAAGCUCCAGGAACCAUCGAGGGUGGUGACUUCAUUCCACUUUCAAAGGAUUGCAUGCUUUUGGGCGUUGGUUUACGUACAAAUAUGAAUGCAGCCCAGCAGCUUAUGGACAAAGACCUUUUGGGCUGCGACAGGUUUGUUGUUGUUGAAGACAAAGUCGAUUGCAACCAGCAACGUAUGCAUCUCGACACUUUCUUCAACGUUGCCUCAGAAAAACUUUGCGUUUGCGUUGACAAGAUCGCACAAGAUGAUCCACAGUACGUAAGAAUAGCUCACGAAUACGUAAAGAGAGAAGAAGGCUACGUAGAAGAGAAAACUAUGCCAUUUGGCCAAUGGCUCAAGAAGGAGAAGUUCGAAGUCGUAGAAGCAACAUUCAAACAGCAGGAGGACUACUUCAUCAACUUAUUACACUUAGGAAAAACUCCUUUGGGAAAGGAUAGAGUUUUCGCUAUCAAUCCUGAAGUCGAAAAGGCUUUGGUACAACACGGUUACGAUGGACAUGUUUACUACAUGGACUUCUCACAGAUUACAGCCAUGUACGGUGGUGCGCAUUGCGCAACUCAAGUAUUACGCUCGCAGAAGUAA